Molecule: messenger RNA, 2521 nt
Organism: Sorghum bicolor (sorghum)
Lineage: Eukaryota; Viridiplantae; Streptophyta; Magnoliopsida; Poales; Poaceae
Product: putative transporter arsB
Exons: 2
Coding region: 624-2108 (494 amino acids)
Biological process (GO): transmembrane transport
Cellular component (GO): membrane
Source: RefSeq, a predicted model, not a curated record
AAUCAUUGCAGAGAGAAAGAGAGAAGGAAAAUAUCCAGGGGAGGCGAGCGAGAGGGCCAUGUGGAGCUUGCCAAGUGUGCGCUGCCUCCUUGGAACAUCCAUGUGUUGUUCCGUUUCCAAUCCCAUCCUACCUGGAUGUUCAUGUUCCUGCCUGCCUGUCUGUCUGUCUGUCUGUCGCCGAGCUCGUGACGUCUGUCCAAGCUAAGCAAGAACACUCUCCUCUCCCAUCUGGAGCAGCUUCUUCCCAAUCUGCUCGCUUCUUCUUCUUCUUCUUCUUCUUCUUCUUCUUCUUCUUCUUCUUCUUCCUUCCCCCGUUGUUUCUUGUAGGCAGCAACUCUUGGAUUGAGACAGAUAAGAUAAUCGAGGUAUAUAUCCCCCGUUGUUGAAUUCGAAUUCCUCUCUUGGAUUUGGAUGGUUCCUGCCUGCUGCCUUCCGAAUCCUGCCUUGAUGUGUGUGAGAGGAGCUGUGCCGCCCGCAAGCUGCCGAUCGAUCGAUCGCAAAGCAAGUUCCUCGGUUGGGUUGUCAGUCAGAUCUUAGAUUUCUUCUUUCAUUUCUUCUUUCUUGGUGGUUGGUUGGUGGCUAGUGCUAGCUAGUGCUAGCUAGAUCCCCUUUUCGAUCGAUUGAUGGCCAUGGAGCCCUUGCUGAAGGUUGCUCUGGGGUCGUCUGCGUUCGCCGUCUUCUGGGUGCUUGCGGUGUUCCCGGCGGUGCCGUUCCUUCCCAUCGGCCGCACGGCUGGGUCCCUGCUGGGCGCCAUGCUGAUGGUGCUGCUGGGCGUGAUGAGCGCCGACGAGGCCUACGCGGCCGUGGACCUGCCCAUCCUGGGCCUGCUGUUCGGCACCAUGGUGGUGAGCGUGUACCUGGAGCGCGCCGACAUGUUCCGUCACCUGGGCCGCCUGCUGUCGUGGCGGAGCCAGGGCGGUCGCGACCUGCUGCUGCGCACCUGCGCCGUCUCCGCGCUGUCCUCGGCGCUCUUCACCAACGACACCUGCUGCGUCGUGCUCACCGAGUUCAUCCUCAAGAUCGCGCGCCAGAACAACCUGCCGCCGCGGCCAUUCCUGCUGGCGCUCGCGUCCAGCGCCAACAUCGGCUCCGCCGCCACGCCCAUCGGCAACCCGCAGAACCUGGUGAUCGCCGUGCAGAGCGGCAUCUCGUUCGGCCGCUUCGUCUGGGGCAUCCUCCCGGCCACGCUCGUGGGAUCCGUCGUCAACGCGGCCGUCCUGCUGGCGAUCUACUGGAACCAGCUUGACGGUGGCUGCAAGCCCGCGGGAGCGGAGGAGGUCGUCGCCGUGCCUACCGAGGUUGUGGAGGAGGAGGACGUAACGUCGCACCGGUUCUCGCCAGCCACCAUGUCGCACCUCCUCCGAAGAGGCUCCAGGCAGCAGGGGGAGACGGUGCCGGUGCAUCAGGACCCCGUCAAACCGCCGGCCAAGGACGUGCGUGUCAAUCCCAUUCCCUUGGUCGUACAAGAAGACGUCGACGGCCACUUUGACGACUGGAACAGCAAGGUGUGGAAGACGUGCGUGUACGCCAUCACUCUGGGCAUGCUGGUGGCGCUGCUGCUGGGUCUCAACAUGUCGUGGAGCGCCAUCACCGCCGCGCUGGCGCUCAUCGUGCUCGACUUCAAGGACGCCCGCCCCUGCCUGGAGAAGGUGUCGUACCCGCUGCUGCUCUUCUUCUGCGGGAUGUUCAUCACCGUGGACGGCUUCAACAAGACGGGCAUCCCAAGCGCGUUCUGGGAGAUGAUGGAGCCGUACGCGCGGAUCGACACGCCCGCGGGGACGGCCGUGCUCGCCGCCGUCAUCCUGCUGCUGUCCAACGUCGCGUCCAACGUGCCGACGGUCCUGCUUCUGGGCGCGCGCGUGGCGGCGUCGGCGGCGGCCAUCUCCCCCGCCGCGGAGACCAACGCCUGGCUCAUCCUGGCCUGGACGAGCACGGUGGCCGGCAACCUCUCCCUGCUGGGCUCCGCCGCCAACCUGAUCGUGUGCGAGCAGGCGCGCCGGUCACAGCACUACGGCUACACGCUCUCCUUCUUCACCCACCUCCAGUUCGGCUUCCCGGCGACGCUCGUCGUCACCGGCAUCGGCCUGCUGCUCAUCAGAACCUACUGAUGGUGAUGCUGAUGGAUGCAUGGCCGCCGCCCACGCCAGGCGCCAGCAGCAGCAGCAGCAGCAGAUCAUGGACAUUAGUGUCAAGGGAUCCAAGAUGCAUGGUCUCGGUCUCGGUCUGGGCCUGGGGAAGAAGAAUGCAUCUGGAUUCUUUCUCAGCAUCGAUCGAUCGUCACAGUCAGACAGGUCGUUUUGUUCUAGUAGUAGUUGUUGUUGUUUGUAUUGAAUUUCUGCAAGCAAGAUUCGUUUGGGAAGCGUAGCACCAUACAGAUAGAGAUCAGCAUGCACGGUGCUUGCUCGGCUCGGAGCAGGAGGCAUUUUAAUUUGGGAUGUACUGUACAUACACACUCUGCUAGUAAGUACGUACUACUGAAGAAAGCUGUACAUUCUGGACCUGCAAGUAUGUAUUAUUAGCA